Messenger RNA from Lecanosticta acicola, 1350 nucleotides. NCBI's taxonomy places the organism in Eukaryota, Fungi, Ascomycota, Dothideomycetes, Mycosphaerellales, Mycosphaerellaceae. The record is from the annotation of a GenBank genome assembly.
AUGGCGGAUGCGCCAAUUGGUAGGGUGAAGGAAACAGGCCAGACCGCAUAGCUCCGCUGAUGUACUUGGGCAGUGCUCGAUGGAGGAACCGGUUUCCUCAAGGCCGGAUACGCUGGCCAGGUGAGUGCGCAAUACGACUCUCGCAGUAUGGUCUCGAUCGCUAAAGGCAUGCGCGCAGAACUUCCCCGAUCACCAGUACCCUUCGAUCGUGGGUCGUCCCAUACUGCGGACGGAAGAGCAGGCACCGGGCGACAUACAAUUGAAGGAUAUAAUGUGCGGUGAUGAGGCGGCAGCAGCAAGAUCUAUGCUUCAAAUCACGUAUCCGGUAUGGACACUGAGGCUUCAACGCAAGAGGUUGUAGUUGAGCAGGACACUGACGGAGCAUUGGCACAGAUGGAAAAUGGAAUUGUGAAACGAUGGGACGAUAUGCAGCACCUCUGGGACUACACAUUCUUCGAGAAGAUGAAGAUUGAUCCAAGUGGCCGCAAGAUCCUCCUCACCGAACCGCCGAUGAAUCCGCUCAAGAACCGCGAACAGAUGUGUGAGGUUAUGUUUGAGCGCUACAACUUUGGUGGUGUAUACGUCGCCAUUCAAGCAGUCCUGGCUCUUUAUGCGCAAGGACUGUCCUCAGGCGUCGUGGUGGAUUCAGGAGACGGUGUGACACACAUUGUCCCGGUGUACGAGAGCACAGUGCUGAACCACCUUACCCGGAGACUGGAUGUCGCUGGACGAGACGUCACGCGGAACCUGAUCUCUCUUCUUCUGCGUCGAGGCUACGCACUCAACCGAACGGCUGACUUUGAGACUGUACGCGCGAUCAAGGAGAAGCUUUGCUAUGUCUCCUACGACCUCGCGCUUGACCAGCGACUAAGCGAGGACACAACUGUACUUGUCGAAUCCUACACUCUACCUGACGGUCGAGUGAUCCGAGUGGGCAGCGAGCGCUUCGAGGCACCAGAGUGUCUGUUUCAGCCUCAUCUAGUUGACGUGGAACAACCUGGCAUCGCUGAAUUCCUCUUCAACACCAUCCAAGCCGCCGACGUGGACAUCAGAUCAUCUCUCUACAAGGCAAUCGUGCUGUCUGGAGGAAGCAGCAUGUACCCCGGACUACCUUCACGCAUGGAGAAGGAGAUCAAGCAACUGUGGCUGACGAAGGUACUCAAUGGCAACCCAGAGCGACUCAACAAAUUCAAGGUCCGGAUAGAAGACCCACCUCGAAGAAGGCACAUGGUCUUCCUGGGAGGUGCCGUGCUUGCGAAUAUCAUGUCCAACAAUGAGCACAUGUGGGUCUCGAAGCAGGAGUGGCAAGAACAGGGAUCGAGGGCUUUGAGCAAGCUGGGUGCCAGUUGA